AUGAGUGAAGAAGGAGAAGAUUCCGCUCCUUUGUCCGUCUGGAUUGGACUAUCCGUGAUUUCCCUCGUCUCCUUUUGGUGUCAGGCAACAGUCACUGAAGAACGACUCGUCCCUGCACUCAAUGUAAUUGCUGAUUAUUACAAUAUUCCAGAUGAUAUUGCAGGAGCAACACUCAUGGCUGCUGGAGCUUCAUCUCCAGAGCUAUUUUCUUCGCUUGUAGCCCUUUUCAUCACACAUUCUUCUUUGGGUUUGGGUACGAUUGUCGGUUCGGAAAUUUUCAAUCAAUUAGUCAUUUGUGCGGGUGCAGUGUGGGCCUCCAAAACUGGUGAAUUAGUUUUGGAUCGAGCCAUUGUCAUGCGUGAGGUUGGAUUCUAUGCCUUGGGCAUUGUGCUCUUGUACGUUGCUUUGAGAGAUACUGAUUUCGUUGACGGUGACGACGUGGAGCACAUUUUUAUUUCCUUCCCCGAGGCUUGCAUGGUGUUUGGUGGAUACAUUCUGUAUGUGAUUGUAUGUGCCAAUAUGGAAGCCAUCGUCAAGUUGUUUGGAGGGGCACCGGCGGAAGGGGCAGAAUCGUCAUCAAAGGGUGAGACAAAUGCGUUAGUUUCCGGCGGCGGCCCCGAUGAAUACGGAUCCGUGGAACGCACUGUUUCGCAGGAUAUCGAUGUCCCAGCUGAUAUGCGAUUUGUUACGGAGAAGCAGAACUUGUCAGCAGAACCGGCCAAAAACUGGGCGGCAAUCUCACUGUAUUUGCCGGCAGAAAAAGAGGUCCCCAUCAAGACUCAAGAAGAAGCUUCAGCGGGAAGAGAUGCCGCUGCCAGACUUUCGCGCCGUACAUCCUCCAUACCAUAUCAGCGCAGUAGUAUCCUGGUCGAUAUGUUUCAACACACAGAACCCCCCUCCAAAACCCAUGAUCUCUACGAAGUUCGAUACAACGAGUUGAGCAAAGAGUUGGAAUGCUUCCUUUGGCAAAGAUCCUACUUUUAUACAAAGGCUUACUUUGGCAAUCAUGCUUGGCACUUGAGAUGGUUCACUUUUUCGACUGAUAUGAUUUCAUCGGUACCCGAUCGCCAAAGUGCGGAACGCCAUAUGAUGGUGUACUCUCGAUUCAACAAGAUUAUUGUUGAUGAGAACCGUCUUAUUAUCAAAAUUACGAACUCGAACCCUAAUCGUCGCAACUACACCUUCAUGGCUCCAUCAAAAUCAAUUUUCGAUAAGAUCGUUCAUCAGCUCGAAAUCUAUCUGCAUGAACACAUCAAUGAUGAAGAUGACGAGGAACACGACAAUUUUGGCGAUGCUGAUAAUCAUGUCGAUCUCAUUGAGUUUCCUAUGGAUGGUUCAAAGCUUGAAAUGUUCUUCUGGAUCGUUCUUUCACCUUUGCGAUUCGCCAUGCACUUUACCGUGCCAGAUGUUCGACAACUUAAUGAGGCUGGAGAUCCCAUGACUUCUAUACGUGUUGCAUUCCUUGCUACGUUCAUGUGCCUAGUAUGGUUGGUCAUGGGAAGUUAUGCCAUGGUGGCUUCCCUUGAGAAGUUGGCAGAACUCCUUGAUAUUCCAGAUGCUGUCGUUGGAGUCACUGUUUCGGCUGCCGGAACUUCCCUCCCAAACUAUGUUGCCUCCAAGGUUGCAGCACAAAAUGGAUUCGGAAAUCAAGCCGUAUCCAACGCUUUUGGAUCCAAUACUUUCAACAUUAUGGUGGGACUUGGUUUGCCGUGGGUGUUAUAUACGAGCUUUGGAACUGGAUUUCAACCCUACCAUGGACUUCGCAAUGAAGGAAUUCUCCAGUCUAUCAUCAUUUUGGCGGCGGUUCUUCUCAUAUUUGUACUGCUCAUGCUGCAAACUGGAUUUGUCAUUCGCAAAUGGCAUGGAACACUCUUCAUUAUCAUGUAUAUCGCAUACCUCGCCCUUGCAAUCGGCCAGGUGUACUUGUCGUAG
Molecule: messenger RNA, 1932 nt
Organism: Cylindrotheca closterium
Lineage: Eukaryota; Bacillariophyta; Bacillariophyceae; Bacillariales; Bacillariaceae
Source: the annotation of a GenBank genome assembly